Molecule: messenger RNA, 1956 nt
Organism: Pseudocercospora fijiensis CIRAD86
Lineage: Eukaryota; Fungi; Ascomycota; Dothideomycetes; Mycosphaerellales; Mycosphaerellaceae
Exons: 6
Coding region: 1-1956 (651 amino acids)
Source: RefSeq, a predicted model, not a curated record
AUGCUACGAAAUGACUCCAAGAUUUUCCCCAGAUCAAUGCCGAUUCGGGACCAAGGCCGUGGAUUCCUAAUGGGCUCCUGUGUCUACAAUUCCUGGGGAGCUCUUCGACUCUCUCCUCCUAUGCCAAAAGCUGUGGAUAUCAUUAGAGCGACCCGUCGAACAAAGGCCCGAACGAAUCGCGAGCCCUCUAUCUACCAGCCCAUUGUGCUAUUGUGCGUUGACAAUGAGUUUGUUCCCGACGGUUCUUUGUUAACGUGGUACCACAUUUCCUUAUUAAAUCAGUCUGAGUCCCUACUCUUCUGCAUCAAUCACGAACCACAACAGCUCUUGACAUUGACUGAUCUGCAGGCCAGAUUUAUACUAUCGUCACAAAGCUGCCCAUUCUUGGUCCAUUCCACUCCAAAGCUCACUAAUCUGCAGGCCAGAUUCAAGCGAUCAUCGCAAGACUUCCCAGUGUGUGUCCAAUCCCCCCCAAAACUCACCACCAACCAUCGCGAGUCCGAAUUUCUGGGCCGCCAACUACGCAGAGACCAGAUCGAAGCGAUGAUGAACGCAGAGAGCAUCGCCGAAGAGAGACGUCUCAUGUUCCAAUACAUUCGCGAUUGGAGCCCCAACGUCCCGAAGUGGCAGGGCGAAGAGCCAUUGCCACUUGGAUCCGACCCGAACGAGAAAGCCGUUCGGGCGCUCGCUCGUCAACGACAAGAGUAUGCCGAUCAAGAUUACGACGUUCGCAUGACACCAGGCGAGAUCAUCGAGAUGCACGAGCCUACGCCUGCCGAGCCAGACCUUGGGGAAGACGUCUGGCGCCCGGGAGAGAGGAAUCCAGGUUCUAUCGACGACGAGAGUGACGGGGAAGAGGAUCAUGGGGGGCGUUUCUAUCAUCGCGACGACGAAGAGUUCAACCGAGAGCUUUUCUUCCAUCCCGAAGACCUUAUCGGUUCCAACUUUGACUCUGACUCUACAUCCAGCUCCGACUCCAACUCUACAAUCAGCCCCGACCCCGACUCUCUAACCAACGACGCCGAUGAAGCCUGGCUCGACCAGCAAUGGGACCACAUCCAGCGCUUUGAAGCGGCCGUCGAAACCUGGAAAUCCCAUCGCACCGCAGCCCUCACCUCAUUCCGGACCGCCUAUCGCGAAUGGAGCCACACCGCCUCCUCCGCGGCAUCGCAAGCCUUCACCUCGCACUACAGAAACGCAACAAAGGUGACAUCCAGCAACGCCUGCAGAACAUCCAUACUAACAUGGUUUCCAGACCUCCCUUCCGACGUCAAGAGCGCGCUCGCCAGAAUUGCAAGAUGCGAAAACAAACUCGAGGCAUUGGCCUUCGACAUCGAAUCUUUGCGCUACGAGGCGGCGAUGGACCACGAGUCCGCCGAGGCGAGAUGGAUGCAGUUUCGAAAAUCCGAGACGUAUCGUCUGGGCGAACAGUUGACGGAAGGGAAAGGGAGAUUCGGAUAUGAGUCGAAAGCGGCGUUCAGUUCGGGCUGCGCCUGCCUCGACUGCAUUCCGCUCUCGGCACGUUUCGAAGGCAAGGCGGAGGAUCUCGUCGGGAUUGAAGCCGGGCUGGCGAUUCGGGAGGUUCGUCUUCAGAUGGCCGAGAGGGAAUGUCGAGCGGAGACUGCGACUUGGGAUGGGAUUGACUCGGAGCGGUUCGCUAUCGUGCUUGCAGGUCUCUGGGCGCAGAAUGCUGGGACUGCUUUGGAUGCUGAGAUCAGACGGGUCAGCUCACAGCCUGAAGGGGAGUUCCUACGGGAGCUUGUCGGCGGGAUGAGGGAGUUGGCGCAGAAGCUUGUGGGGUUUCAACGGCGUUCAAGGCUUAGAGCUUUGCGCAAUGAAUGGGUCAACCCCUUCUUGAGCUUCUUGAUUCCGCGAGUAGUGACAAGGCCAAGCGAAACUUCGGAAGCAGCAACGUCUCCACAGUUCCCUACAGCUCUAGAAAAGCCGAAUUCAUAG